GAAACCAUGAAAUUCGACCGGUAUAAAAAUGAGAAGCGUCGGUUCUAUACAUGCAGAUGCAGUGGCAAACCGUUACGCAGCCCAACUGCAACUAUGCUUCUCAAGGAUCCCCUUCUCCUUCUCCCUUACCAGUGCCAUCCACGCCAACAUGAUUGCUUCUGGAUUCGAGACCAGAUUCUCAACCGUUUGAUCGUUAUAUGUUGCAAACUAGCAUAUGCAUAACACCUGCUCGACGAAAUUCCUGAACCAGAAAAAGUUGCAAGAACUACGAUCAUUUCAGUGUAAUCUGCCACUGGGAAUCUAAAGCUGGCAAGGGAGAUUUUAAUUUCUACAAUGCAAUGAUCACGGCUUAUUCCCAUAAUGAUGGCGGUCAAGCUGCUGUUGAGCUAUUCUGUAAUAUGACAAGGAAAUGAUUUUAAGCCUGAAAAUUUCACUUUCACGAGUGUGCUUGGUGCUUUGGCUUUUGUCGAGGAUGGUGAAAAGCAGUGCCAGAAGAUGCAUUGUGCCAUAUUGAAGCAGUGCCAACUUAUACGGAGCUAAAAAUAAGAAUCCUGAUGGCUGUUAAAUUGGUUAAUAGUCAACAUUGUGGAGGGCUAAACGGUAUGUAAAUGUUAUUUUUAGUUAGUGCAUUCGCGGUUUCAAUUCAAAGGCCGGUACUAAGCCAAGUCAGUCGGAGAUUAGAGAGAGCCAGAGAGAGAGAGAGGAAAAGAAGAAGAACAGCUUUGCUUUAACGGCCAUUCCUUCUCUUCUCUCUUUCUCCCUCGCUUUCUUCCCCUGAACCCUCCACACAGAGAGAGAAAGGGACGAGAAAGGGAGAGAAAUAGCCAUUUUGCAUGAUCGCUCAAGCUUUUGUUAAGGUUGUUUUUUUAAGAUGGAAAUUAGGUUUUGAGAGAAGAUAGGAUAGGUUAAGAGUUUGGGGGGAAAUGGAUAUGGAGGAGCUAAUACAUGGGGACACACAGGGAUCUCAGGCAAAGCAAGAGAAUAUUUUGGUUUCGGUUCGGCUGAGGCCCCUGAACGAGAGAGAAAUUUCAAGGAACGAUAUAUCGGAUUGGGAAUGCAUCAACAACAACACAAUUAUUUUCAAACACAGCGUGCCGGAGCGGUCCAUGUUCCCAGCUGCCUAUACACUUGACAAAGUAUUUGGGUGUAAUUGUCCCACAAAGCAGGUUUAUCUGGAAGCAACCAAAGAAGUUGCUCUUUCUGUGGUUGGUGGCAUUAAUGCCUGCAUUUUCGCAUACGGGCAAACAAGUAGUGGAAAGACAUACACAAUGUUAGGAGUUACUGAAUAUGCAGUUGAGGAUAUAUAUGAUUACAUAGAGAGGCAUAAAGACCGAGAAUUUGUGCUAAAAGUCUCUGCCAUGGAAAUCUACAAUGAAGUCGUCAGGGAUCUCCUCAGUUCAGAUAGUACUCCACUGAGACUCCUGGAUGAUCCAGAGAGAGGGACUGUUGUCGAGAAACUUAUUGAGGAGACUUUAAGAGACAGUGACCAUUUCCGAGAACUCUUAUCCAUCUGCGCAGCUCAAAGGCAGAUAGGAGAGACUUCUCUGAAUGAAACCAGCUCCAGAUCUCAUCAAAUAUUACGACUAACAGUUGAAAGCUCUUCUCGUGAGUACUUAGGUGCCAAAAAUUCUAGCACUCUUGCAGCUAGUUUGAAUUUUGUUGACCUUGCAGGUAGUGAGCGUGCUUCCCAGGCAAUGUCAACUGGUGCAAGACUGAAAGAAGGAUGUCACAUUAAUCGCAGUUUACUAACCCUGGGAACUGUAAUACGCAAACUAAGCAAGGGGAGAAAUGAACACAUUCCUUACAGGGACUCCAAGCUAACACGCAUCCUCCAAACCUCCUUAGGAGGCAAUGCUAGAACAGCCAUCAUUUGCACUAUGAGCCCUGCUCGCAGUCAUGUUGAGCAGUCGAGAAAUACGCUUUCGUUUGCUAUCUGUGCUAAAGAAGUGACUACCAAUGCACAGGUCAAUGUUGUGAUGUCAGAUAAGACACUGGUAAAGCAAUUGCAAAGCGAAUUGGCCAGACUGAAUAAGGAGUUGAGGAGCUUAGGAUCAACCUCCAAGCCUAAGAGUGAUUCUGCUGCAUUACUGAGAGAGAAAGAAAUUUUAAUUGAACAGAUGGAUAAAGAGAUAAAAGAAUUGAUUUGGCAACGUGAUCUUGCCCUGUCCCGAGUUGAGGAUUUGCUAAGAGCAGUUCGAGAGGAGCCAGUUUCAAGAGUAGAUGAAUAUUCAACUGUAGAGUCACAAGAUAGAGUCUGCCCUCUCAGUUUAAAGGCCAGUCUUCAACCAUGCAACAUAUCAAAUGAGGUUGAUGGGCCCAGUGUCCUCUCUCCCAACUGUCAGUACCUAGAGGUUUCUGAGAAUCCUGAAGACAACUUUCUGCUGGAUGAUAGUACUCCAAAGUUUGUUGGCCCUGAUCUAUGUCAGGGUUGGGAGGAAAUGACACAGAGAGAAAGAGAACUAUCUGAAGAUACUUGCAAAGAAGUUCGAUGUAUUAAAAUUGAAGAAUCAAGAAUGAACAGGAGAACAGAAGCUGAUCUGUCCUUACCUGCUCCUGCUGAAGAAGAGAAACAUUUAUCCGUAAAAAGGACCAUGAAUGUGUUAUCCUCAGACAAGGAAGAAAAUGAAGUAAGCUCUAUGAAGUCGGAUACUACUUAUGAGGCUUUGCAGAAAAAAAUUGAGAAGCUGCAGAAGGCCAUCAACUAUCUUGUUAGUUUUUAUCCUCUGCAACAAUCUCCUUGUUCGUCUGAAUUAUCUGUGCCUAGGUUUAGAAGGAUGAAUUUGAGCAGAAGCAGAAGUUCCCAAGCAGUUCUCAUGUCCAUUCCAUCGUCUCAUUGGUCUGAGAAGUUGGAACGAAAUGAGAACAUACCAUCCGCUAGGUUUGAAAAGGACAUGAUGGAAAGAGAGGGAGGUGUUGACCGCUUGCUGUCUGAAUUGAAUUGUGGUGUCGAGACUGGAAACUUGUCAACGAAAGAUUCUCAAAAUUCUAUUAGUUUAGCAGAAUCGCUUGGCAUCAAAGGCUAUGGUGCCAAGUCAAGGAUGUCCAGAAAGGAUUCUCAAAGUUCCAUUACUUCAGUGGAAUCACAAAGCAUUACCGGAAAUGAUGUAUAUGAUUUUCCUACAACUCAUGAUUUUACUGCACAACAGAAUGAAAUGCCUGAAAUCCAGUCAGAGAAGCAGUUUGAUGGAGAUAUGGUUCAGGAAGCAGCGCCUCCGACCAUCAAGUCCCAAAGCAGAAGCACCAAUGCUGAUCAAGAUGCUAAGCCACUUGCAACGCAAACCUGCUCUGACUGGAGACCUGAAUUUGAAAGGCAGAGGAAAGAGAUUCUUGAACUAUGGGUCGCUUGCAAUGUACCUUUGGUUCAUAGAACAUGUUUCUUCCUGCUCUUCAAAGGUGAUUCUUCGGACUUAGUGUACAUGGAGGUAGAGCUCCGGAGGUUAUCAUUUCUCAAGGACACAUUUUUCCACCGAACCAAGGCCAUGAAAGGUGGUCAAAUUGUUACUCCUACCUCGAGUAUGAAGGAUCUCAAUCGCGAGAGGCAAAUGUUGAGCAAGCAAUUACAGAAGAAGUUUUCUAGAAAGGAGAGGGAAGGUCUUUACCAAAAGUGGGGUAUUGGGUUGAAGACAAGGCAGAGGAGCCUACAGUUGGCACAUCGCUUAUGGACGGAUAUAAAAGACCUGAACCAUAUAAAGGAGAGUGCCUCCCUUGUUUCACAGUUGGUUGGGGUUGUAGAGCCAGGGCAAGUCCCUAAGGAACUAUUUGGACUCAGCUUCGUACCUCGCUCCAUGAAAAAGAGAUCUUACAGCUUGAAAUCUAACUUGUCUCUUCUACUAUAAAUCUAUUGGAGGUGGAGAGAUCGUUUUGUUGAUUAAGUAUGUAACCACUUUGAUGGCUGCAUCAUCUCUGUUCAGCAUGAAAAGUUAAACAUGUGGCUAAUACUCUUGAUUUUCAUAUUCAUAAUGUAUAUCUUAAGCAAUCUUUAGACUUGUAAUUCUUUUAGUGACUUGAUUUAUUCUUCAAGGAAGAAUAUAAUUUGUUAGUUUAGAAGCU
Tripterygium wilfordii is the source of this 4050-nucleotide messenger RNA. RefSeq names its product kinesin-like protein KIN-7E. Lineage: Eukaryota; Viridiplantae; Streptophyta; Magnoliopsida; Celastrales; Celastraceae. Gene Ontology annotation, molecular function: microtubule motor activity; ATP binding; microtubule binding. Gene Ontology annotation, biological process: microtubule-based movement. The coding region runs from base 924 to 3836 and encodes 970 amino acids. The record is from RefSeq and is a predicted model, not a curated record. The transcript has 12 exons.